Messenger RNA from Sclerotinia sclerotiorum 1980 UF-70, 2757 nucleotides. RefSeq lists its product as hypothetical. The coding region runs from base 1 to 2757 and encodes 918 amino acids. Gene Ontology annotation, biological process: chromosome segregation. Lineage: Eukaryota; Fungi; Ascomycota; Leotiomycetes; Helotiales; Sclerotiniaceae. Gene Ontology annotation, cellular component: MIS12/MIND type complex. The transcript is spliced from 2 exons. The record is from RefSeq and is a predicted model, not a curated record.
AUGGCGACUGAUAAUCUCUCUCCGGCGGGGAGUAGUACAUAUUCAUCAGAUACAAUGUAUGUUGGAGAUGGGACUUGGGAUGCUACGAAGAAUGAUUUUCUAUUACCAAAUUUGAUGGGGUUGAAUUUCGAGACAAUGAGGUAUAAUGGAAUGGGAAAUCGAUUUGCGACCAUGCCUGGAUACAAAGGAUUAAUUACAGCUCAUGGUAUACUUGCUGCCAUUACGUUUCUAUUCAUCGUACCUGCAGCGAUAUUCAUUGCGAGAUUUUAUGGUCCAGAUAUAAGGAGAGCGAUACGAUACCAUAUAUAUUUACAAAUCAUGACGGUACUUCUAUCAACAGCUAUUUUCAUACUUGGGUGGAUGGCAGUCGGUCCUGCGCGAAGUUUAACGAAUCCUCAUCACGGAAUUGGGUUGGCAAUAUAUGUAUUAAUUUGGGUACAGUUUCUAUCGGGCUGGUGGACACAUAGUUCGGCGGGGAAGCGAGUUCUGAGAAGGGUUCCUUUCAAAGCAUUCUUCCACCAAUGGAUAGGUCGCGUAACAGCACUACUUGCAAUUGCCCAAGUACCUUUAGGAUUGACUUUGUACGGAUCACCCAAAUAUCUCUUUAUACUUUUCGCUGUCUGGAUGGGUCUUCUGGUGUUGUUAUACUUCAUCCUAUCAUACAGAGCACUGCAGGCACUUCCAGAAGUAAUACGAGAAGGAAGUAGCCAUGGCGAGGUAAUUCGGGAGAGGAGGAAGAGCUCAUUUGGUGCAGGUAUACUCGGACCUUUACUUGCAGGCGCAGGAGCUGCUGCUCUGCUUGGAAAUCGAGAUCGAAAGAGGAGCAAGAGCAGGACCAGGACCAGGACCAGGAGCAGCAGUAGUCAUAGAAGCAGCAGUAGUCGCAGUCGCAGUCACAGUCACAGCAGAGUCCGGGAGGAAGUUAUACCUUCGCGCCGUGGCUCGGGAUCUCGGCGUGGCUCCGUAAGCUAUGUCCAAGAAGAGAAUCAUGAACCCAGGAAAAAGGGCGGUGGAGGUGGGAUGAAUUCAUUGUUUGCGGGUGGUGCUGCUCUCACUGCUGGCGCGCUUGCAAAGACUUUUCUCGACCGACCACGACGAACACAGAAUGGAGACGAAUAUUCCUCUGUUGCUCACGAUACUCCAGGUAGAAGGAAUCAUAGGCGUAAUGACAGCGAGUAUAGUGAAUCUACUAUUCCAAUUGAGCGAACAGGCCGUUACGAAGAUCGUAGGAGAAAUCGUCCCAUCUUACCCGGUCCCGGAAAGUCAGCAUCUGCCGCAGCUGAAGUACACCCAACGACGCCAGGGCCUGUGACUCCCGUGACUCCUCGACCAAUACGGAGUCAAGCCGGUCGAUCGCAUAGUCUUGAUUCUUUAAGUUAUUCUUACUAUGGAUCCGGUAGUACUGUUAGUCCAUCUCGAAGACCACAGGAAAAUCAUGGACUACGAAAUUCGCUGCUAGCUAGCUUGGGAAUAGGCUGGUUUAGCAAGAUGAUGAAAGAGCGGAAAGAAAAGAAGGAAAUGGAUUGGGAUCAGCGCGAUGAAGAUGAAGGACGUGAGCGAAACAGAGCUGCUCUAAUUCGCGAGAAAGAGGAAACUGUUAAACAAGAAAAAGAUCGAAUUCGCGAGAAAGAGGAAAGAAUUGCACGAAACAGAGCUUCUCGAAAUCGCGAGGUAGAGGAACUUGUUGAACGAGAAAUAGCUCGAGGUCGCGAGGAACAGGAAAGAUAUGAACGAGAAAGAGCUUCUCGACACAUUAAUCAAGGCUCACAUUUGACAAGUGACGCAUUUCCACCAAGAACUAAUCUCAAACGAAGCUCUAUAGAAUCAUCAGAACUUUCAUCGCUUGUCGACCCUCAUCCUAGACCUGUAGCAUCAGCGCCACCUCCAAUUCCUGUUAGUAUGGGUCAAUCUCGUUCCCGCCAUGAUAUCGUAACAGAACCAGUCUCAAUGCCUCCCAUGCCCGGCGACACACAUGGUAUCCUCCAUCUACCUUCCGAUAGUGAUAUAACACCAACUCCUGGUCAAAACGUCCCCCGAUCAUCGAUUCGCAGAGACGAAGGUGAGGCUGCUGCUGCUGCUGCGGUAGCCGGAGCUGCUAGUCUAGCUGCAGAAGAGGAACGUCGCCGUCAAAGAUCUCGCUCUAGAUCUGCCGUCGCAAGUCCACCUGUCAGCGUUAGAGUGAAAAUGCACGGAGACAAAGAACGCAAUGUUACUUUAAGACGACUUACAGAACAAGAAGCGGCAGCAGAACGUGCAUCGAGAAGAGCUCGAAGUGGCCAAAGACGUUCAGGAAGGGAUUCCAUAAGUGAUUUCAGUGAUGGGGAGGUUUCAUCUCGAUAUCGAAGAGAAGCAGAAAAAAGGGCGGAAAGGAGGGCAGAAUCAAUGGUGAGAGAUAAAAAUGAUGAAGCGGGCCUCCCACCACCACCCAUAGGUCCCCUAACACCACCUAAUCCUCCAUUUGCUGGAGGAAAGAAACCUAAAGACUCGGGUAACCAAUCUGGGAGACCACAAAGUUCUGGUAGACCACAGAGUUCUGGUAGGCCACAAAGCGCCGGUAACCUAGAUCCGAGUGUGGCUGGAGGGAGUGUGUUUGACGCGGGGAGGAGUAAUAUGUCAGAAGAUACUCAUGGUACAUGGAGUGCAAUGAGCCCUGAUUCCGGCACGGAUCAUGCUAGGGAAAGGAGGCAAAGGAGGAGAAUGGAGAGACAGAGGCGAAGUAUAGGGGCAGGGACGGCAGGCAAAGUUGAUUUUACUUGA